Leptonychotes weddellii (Weddell seal) is the source of this 3064-nucleotide messenger RNA. NCBI's taxonomy places the organism in Eukaryota, Metazoa, Chordata, Mammalia, Carnivora, Phocidae. The record is from RefSeq and is a predicted model, not a curated record.
GGCGCGGCCCGAGGCGUGCGUCUGUGUACGCCUGGCCGUCGGCGCGGCGGUUCGGCUCUGCGGCCUAGACUGCUGGCGUAGCUCACCAUGUUGUCCCGGGCAGCGCGCAGCACGAGCCGGACGCUGGUGCCGGCGCUGGGGUCGCUGGCUUCCAGACAGAAGCACAGCCUCCCCGACUUGCCGUACGAUUAUGGCGCCCUGGAGCCUCACAUCAACGCCCAGAUCAUGCAGCUGCACCACAGCAAGCACCACGCGACCUACGUGAACAACCUGAAUGCCAUCGAGGAGAAGUAUCUAGAGGCGCUGGAGAAGGGUGACAUUACAACUCAGGUAGCUCUUCAGCCUGGGCUCAAAUUCAAUGGCGGAGGCCAUAUCAAUCAUUCCAUCUUCUGGACAAACCUGAGCCCUAAGGGUGGUGGAGAACCCAAAGGGGAAUUGCUGGAAGCCAUCAAACGUGAUUUUGGUUCCUUCGACAAAUUUAAGGAGAAGUUGACCACCGUAUCUGUUGGCGUCCAAGGCUCAGGUUGGGGUUGGCUUGGUUUCAGUAAGGAACAGGGACGCUUGCAGAUUGCUGCUUGUUUUAACCAGGAUCCCCUGCAAGGAACAACAGGUCUUAUUCCACUACUGGGGAUCGAUGUGUGGGAGCAUGCUUAUUACCUUCAGUAUAAAAAUGUCAGACCGGAUUACCUAAAAGCUAUUUGGAAUGUAAUCAACUGGGAGAAUGUAACGGAGAGAUACAUGGCUUGCAAAAAGUAAAACGUGAUCAUUACAUUGAGCAAAAUAAGCUUUUCACGACUAUUUUUGUAGUAGUGCAGAGUACCGUAGUCUACCAGUAAGCUGCUCUAUUGUAGCAUUUCUAGCUUGUUCAAGCAUUUGAUGAACAUGAUUUAAUGCUAUGAAUUUCUUGUUUUCAAAUUUUGUUAUUGGGCAAGUGAAAAUAGUAAGUGCUUUGUAUGAUUUAGUCUUUUGAUUGAACAUCAUUUUCCGAGAGCUGAAACAGCCAGCAGGUUAUAAUUGCCAUCAUAAAACCAUCGAAAAGAUCUCAUCCCUGUCCUCUUAGGGCCUCUGGGGAAGCCUUUUGCCCCUUAUUGCACUGGUAGAAAACCUGGUCCUUUGCCUAGUUGUUUAAUGAUAAAAGAUUAAAUUUGUUUCCCAAGGGAAAUGUUCAGUUUUUCUAUUGAAAAUUGCUCUUUUUGUAAGUAAUCUUCUGUCUAGUAGUACUUGAUAUCACCCAUGGGCCUUUAAUUAUUUUUGGUCACAUGUUCCACAGGGUUAACACCAUUUUGUCUUUUAAAAAAUAUCACUUGAUUGCCAAUUGAGAAUUGCUCUAUUAUGAAAAGGAAAUAGUCGUGCAUUUGAAUUUUUCUGUUGGGAGAAAUAAAAAGACUUAUGUGAAAGUUUGUCAUCAGACAUAGAAGUAUGUGUUAGGUACCUGCUCAAAGCGGACAAAUCUGGGUCUUGUUGAUAAAAUGAAUGUUGGGAAUGAGGCCACAGACUGUUCUGGCCAGGCGCUUGCCCCACGUUUCCACCCUGUUCACGAGCACACCUCUGCAGAGCGGCAGCCUGGGUCGGGUGCUCUCUUCCCAGAGUGGCAGGUGGUUGGUUUCUGGAUGUGGGCAGCGGCGUGUCCCUGCCCAGGAACAUUGCUUUUCAAAGACUUGUUUUUGAGUUAUUCCAUCAUAUUUGAUCUUCUUUUCUUUUAAAAAAAUGCAUAGUCACUAUAGAGCUUUAUGUUGUAUAGUCCUUUAAAUAAAGGAAAACGAUACCCAUAAUCCAGUGACACAGCCUGUCAGAUUGUGUUCCUGUUUCGUGCUUGCAGGUGGGACUGUUUAAAUGUAGCAGGGAGCCUUUUGUAAUUUGGCUUGACAUUGUCAUGUCAUUUUCCUUAUUUUUGGUGGCUGUAUAAUUUAUCAAUUGGACACUUCCUAAUUUAUUUUACAGUUCUGUACUGAAUAUUUCAUUGGUUACUAAUUGUUAUUUAUUCAAAUAAUCCUGUGGUGAGCAACACACAUAGAUUUUACCUUUUUUGGGAAUACUUUUUCUAUAUAGGUUUUUUUCUUAAGCCUGUUUAGUAACUGGAUGUUUUCCCAAGUUAGUAUAUUAUUUUUUCCCCAAGUUUAUUCUAUUUUUUUUUUUUUUGCAUGGAAAAAUGGAGUAACUUAGCAGUUUCAAUAUUGAAGACUGAAGUUUAAAAAAAUUAAAUUUAAGGCACUUUUCUUUUAGAAUUCAAUUAGAAAGUACUUAGGCUUUCUGAAUUGUCAGCAGCGUUGAUGAGAGUAGUGAUAACUGUGUAUGCUUGUGGAUUGAAGACACUUUGGAGACUAGGAUUGCCAUCCUUCAUCUACCACAGUGAAGUGACUUUCAUGGAGUGCAAAUGAGAGUCAUGUGCUUACCACUUACAUAUAUGCAUAUAUACACACAUAUAUACAUAUACAUACACACAUAUAUGUAUACGCAAGGCAGUGAACUCUUUAAAUGGACCAUUUAGAAAAGUAGAACCUUUUUGAAAGAUGGCAUUUUGAAUACAAGUAGUCUGCCAGAUCCUGGUUUGUAUUGAACUAGCAGGUAUGCAGAGAUGACUGAUUAAUACAAAACUUUUUGACUUUUAUUAAGCUUUAAGAUUUCAAAAAAAUUCGAUGUUGAAAUUUCUAUGGCGCUCUAUUUUUGCUCUGAUUUUAUGUUGUGGGAACAAGAGAAAGCACACUGUUUUUCCCUAAGGUUUUGUUUUUUCCUCCCAUCAGAUAGAUUUUAAGAGACUGAGAUAAUUUACAGAUAAAGCUUUUAAUCAUCCAGCAGAAAAUGAGACUUCAAGAUUUUGUUUAGCUCUGUUUCUCAUAAUAGAAAAGACAUAGAAAAGGUAAAAGCCAUUUCUUCUGAAAUGAGCCAAGCAUUCAUUGUUCAUCCAAGAGGGAUUUUUGUGACCACUCAGCAGUGCCUGCUCUAGUCUUAAAUGUGCUUCGAACACCAUCACGUGAUUAAUGCCGCAAGAAAACAGGGCAUGAGACAAAUGCUGUCUGAAGUAGAAUCUGCUGCUUGAACUGUUGUGUAAUAAUUAAACUUUGAU